GUAAAAAGAAAAUUAAAUUAUAAAAUAAAAAAAAUGUCAUUUAAAUAUAUUAAAAUCGCAAUUUAUUUAUUGUGUCUUUCGGGACUGUCGAAGGUCAGUGGAGAAACGAAAAAUGUACUCAUACUCUUGGCUGAUGAUGCAGGCUUCGAAAUGGGCGCAUAUUUGAACAAAUUUUGUCAAACUCCAAAUUUGGAUGAAUUGGCCAAAAGAAGUUUAAUCUUUAAUAAUGCAUUUACAUCGGUUAGCAGUUGCUCUCCCAGUCGCGCUCAAAUACUUACCGGUCAAGCUAGUCAUGUGAAUGGCAUGUAUGGCUUACAUCAGGGAGUGCACAACUUCAAUGUAUUGCCACAGGUGACCUCACUGCCAAAUAUCUUGCGACAAAAAUCAAAUGGAAGCAUACUAAGUGGUAUCAUAGGUAAGAAACAUGUUGGAGCCGCUGAAAAUUUCCGUUUCGAUUAUGAGCAGACCGAAGAACACCACUCAAUCAAUCAAAUUGGUCGUAAUAUAACGAAUAUCAAACAAUAUACUAAAGAAUUUCUUACAAAGGCGAAAAAUGAAAAUAAACCUUUCUUCUUAAUGGUUGCUUUCCACGAUCCUCAUCGCUGUGGUCAUAUAACACCACAAUAUGGUGAGUUUUGUGAGCGCUGGGGCUCAGGUGAGGAAGGCAUGGGCACUAUACCUGACUGGAAACCCAUUUACUAUGAUUGGCGCAAUUUAGAAAUACCAGCUUAUUUGCCACAAACUAACAUAGCCCAGCAAGAAUUAGCUGCACAAUAUAUGACCAUGUCGCGUUUGGAUCAAGGUGUUGGUUUAGUAUUAAAAGAACUUAAGGAAUAUGGUUUCAAUGAAAAUACUUUAGUUAUUUUUACUUCCGAUAAUGGCCCACCUUUCCCAGGAGGACGCACCAAUCUAUAUGAUUUUGGUAUACGAGAACCAAUGUUCAUGUACUCACCAGAACCAGAGUCUAGACGUCAUGAUACAACAUCAGCUAUGACAAGUUUACUUGAUAUAUUCCCAACAGUUAUGGAUGUUUUUCAUUUUAAUACACCAAACAAUACAAUACCCAAAACUACUGGUAAAUCGUUACUUCCACUUUUGCAUGCUGAACCAAAACCUGAUGAAAAUGAUGCUGUUUUUGGUAGUCAAAAUUUCCAUGAAAUCACCAUGAAUUAUCCAAUGCGUAUGAUACGUAACAGACGCUAUAAGCUCAUACAUAAUCUAAAUUAUUGGUCUUAUUUCCCGAUCGAUCAAGAUUUAUAUACCUCACCAACAUUCCAACAAAUUCUCAAUGCUACGAUUACAAAAACUUCAUUGCCGUGGUAUAAAACCUUACAGACAUAUUACAGACGUCCAGAGUAUGAAUUGUAUGACAUUAAAGCUGAUCCAAUGGAAUUGAAGAAUCUAGCUACUAAACCCAGUUAUAAAAAGAAAUUGCUAGAGCUGUUACAGCUUUUAUAUAAAUGGCAAGUUGAAACUGAUGAUCCUUGGCGUUGUGCUCCACAUGCAGUACUUGAAUCACAAGGUCCUUUUAAAGAUAAUCCCGCCUGUUUAUCUUUGGGGCAUGAUGCCUUAGGCAAACCUUUUGCUGAUUAUGAAAAAUAUGUUAUUGUGUAAAUUUAUUAUUUUAAAAUAAUUAUUAUAAAAUAA
Teleopsis dalmanni is the source of this 1647-nucleotide messenger RNA. It is a transcript of the gene Sgsh, whose product is annotated as N-sulphoglucosamine sulphohydrolase. Gene Ontology annotation, molecular function: N-sulfoglucosamine sulfohydrolase activity. The transcript has a single exon. Gene Ontology annotation, biological process: glycosaminoglycan catabolic process; heparan sulfate proteoglycan catabolic process. The record is from RefSeq and is a predicted model, not a curated record. Bases 34 to 1614 code for a protein of 526 amino acids. NCBI's taxonomy places the organism in Eukaryota, Metazoa, Arthropoda, Insecta, Diptera, Diopsidae.